CGGGCCGUCAUGGAGUCUAGGGCCGUUUUCGUCGGCGUCGUGGUUUUCUUCGCCGUGAGCCGGCUCGUCCUGUCGCACUUCAACGGUGUGGAGAACUCUCUGUACGCCAUGGACGGCGUCGGCCUGCGCCUGCCCGCCCCCGGGAGACACUCGUCGAACCGGAACCACGCCAGGACCACGGCCAAGUUCUACGGACACGCCGUCGUGCCGAGAACGUCCUGGGCCGAGAAGUUCCAUCCGGCGGCGGCGUGCCGGCCUCGGCAGCUGUCCCUGUGCGACGACGUGCUGCCGUACAACUCGACGCUGCUGCCCAACCUGGUCGGGGACCGGGACCGCAUCUCGCUCAACCGGACGCUGCUCUUCUUCGCGCUCAUGCUCAAGACCGAGUGCAACCCGAGGCUCAAGCAGCUGCUCUGCUCGCUCCUCGAGCCGCCGUGCCGCGCGGGCAGGCCGCUCCUGCCCUGCCGGAAGUUCUGCAAGGUGGCCACGGAGAACUGCCAGAAGCUGAUCCCGGCGACGCUGGCGCUGUCGCGGGUCUUUGACUGCCGACGGUACCCGGACUCCGACAGCCCGAGCGUCUGUCUCAACCUGGCCAGGAGCGCCUCGUGCCUUCGGCAGGAGCACCAGUGCCCGGACCUCACCUGCAUCCCGCGCCAGUGGAGGUGCGACGGGGUCAGGGACUGCCCCCUGGCGGCGGACGAGGCGAACUGUACGGGCAAGGGGGCCUCAACGGUAUGCAGCCACGAAGAGUUCCGCUGCGACUGGCGCUGCAUCCCCAACACGUGGCGCUGCGACGGCGAGCCGGACUGCCAGGACGCUGCCGACGAGAGGCACUGCCCGCCCAAGCCAGUGUGCGGGUCCGGUCGGUUCCAGUGCCGGGACGGGUCCGGCUGCUUCCCGCAGCGCUGGGUCUGCGACGGCAAGGCCGAGUGCCGCGACGGCAGCGACGAGCAGGACUGCUCCAAGAAACAAUGCACGGCGGGCGACUUCCGCUGCGACAACGGCAUUUGCAUCCCGUCCCUGUGGCGCUGCGACGGACACAACGACUGUCGAGACGGCAGCGACGAGCGCCACUGCGGGAGCUACCUCAAAGUUAUCGGACCAAUGCACAAACCAUAGUGGACUAACAUCAUCGCAUUGACAAGAAGCCACGCCCUUAACCAAGAAGCCUGCAUCGGGGGACUUGCCUGUCAUCCCCCCGAGCAUCAGGCCCAUCGUCCGAUCUCUUCACCCAUUUAUUUAUGAGCACUGUAUGUCUUCACCCCAUAAUGUCCUCUGCACAUCCCCGUAAUGAAAAAGAAACUUGGCUUAUUACAGAAAAGAAAAAAAAAACAAACACCAUUUGUAAA
Ixodes scapularis (black-legged tick) is the source of this 1349-nucleotide messenger RNA. RefSeq names its product atrial natriuretic peptide-converting enzyme-like. Bases 10 to 1119 code for a protein of 369 amino acids. NCBI's taxonomy places the organism in Eukaryota, Metazoa, Arthropoda, Arachnida, Ixodida, Ixodidae. Gene Ontology annotation, cellular component: plasma membrane. The transcript has 9 exons. The record is from RefSeq and is a predicted model, not a curated record. Gene Ontology annotation, molecular function: protein binding.